UUCUUACUUCCUGUUUGGUGUUGUUUGGAGCGGAGCAGAGCCUCCUGCUUUCUCCUUCUCCCCCUCUCUGCUCCUCUCCUUCACCUCUUCCCUCUCCUCCAUCCUUCUCCUCCAUCUCACCGAUUCUCCGCCGACCACCACCGGGAGUUUCUGCCCUGAGUGUCCGAGAAUCAGCGCAGGGGGGGGCGUGCAGAGUGUGACGGUGGAGCCGCUGUUGUUGUGGUUGUGUCCUGAUGGAUUUCACGUAGAGACUGUGGCUGCUGCUAAUGCUGCUAAUGCUAAUUACUGCCCGUGCUAAUUAGCCAGGUUAGUUAAUCUAGUUAAACCAGUUAUCUGUGGCUCGGUUUAUGAAAGUGCCUCAUUUUAAACCGAUUUAAGAUAACGGUGCUAAUUAGCCUCGGCUAGGACCAGGUCUACAUGUAGUUCGGGUUAGUGUUAUUGAGCUGUAAAAGAGCUAAACCGAGCUAGGAACUAGAGUUAGCUCACUUUAAGUGUCCUUUCCGUUUCUCACAGCAGCUCUGGCUUCAGUUUGACCCUAAACUGGUCUGUUUAGAGUCUAUUUGAGGGUUUAACCGGGUUAAAUGUAGACAGAAUGCUCAUUACAGGGUCCAGACACUGAUGGUUGUGAAUCCCAGCUUCAGGCGUGGGUGCAAAGGUGUAGACUGUCUAGAAAUGUAAAUUAACCCGGGUUAAAUGUAGCUCAGGUUAGAUUUUACUGACUGACCCGGCCUUAAAUCUUAAGUUGUAAUCUGCACUGCCAGUUACUGUUGUUUUAGUGGUCAUUUCUGACCUUAAAUCAGUCUCUUUUUGGCUGUAGUUUAUCAGGAUUGGCUGAGUCUGUCUUUGGGGUUUAACCCGGGUCAAAUGUGGAUUUACUGUUAUUCUAGAUGCUGAUUUUGGUGGAACCCAGACUUAUUUUUGGUAUUAAUGUGGAACUUUAGCUUCAUCUCCACAUUAAACCCUUGAAGUAAAGCUUUUGGGCCAUUGUUCCAGAGCUCCAAACUUCACAACUAAUAGCACUGAUUAAUUGUUUUCACUUCAUCUGACCAAUCAGAGGAGAGUAUUUUUCUAAACUGACCCUCGAGACUCACAACAACUUUUGACGCCAAUCCUCAAACAGCUUCAAAGCAUACCUGAAACAUGACAGCCUCGUGAUCAGGUGAUCAAUAAAGACCACAGCCUUAAUCUACAGCAGCAGACCAACAACAGCGACACCUACUGGUGAAAUCAGCAUCACAGGAAUUUUAGCUUUUAUUGGUUGAGGAGAGAUUAAAGAAUCGUCCUACAUCAGAGACGCUGCUCCUCCAUCUUCAAACACCAUCCAACCUCGAUUUACUGAGGACGCCACAGCUACUAGGACCUAGGUGAAGGAUUUAAGGUGGAACUUCUGCCUGCUAUGGAGCUAUCUCAGCUGGUACUACCUUAAAUAGUACCAGACUGUAAACACUGUCGUAUGUAAGAACAAGUAUUGGGUAAGACUACCAGGGAACUGGACCAGAGGUCCUGAAAUGCUAGUCCUGGUCCUCAGAUGUCUGUCCUGGUCCUGAAAUGCUAGUCAGAUGUUGGUUCUUGUCUUCAGAUGUUUGUCCUGAUCUUGAGAUACUUUUGCUUGUCCUCCACUGUUAGCUGUGGUCCUCAGAUGUUAGUCCUGGUCCUCAGAUGUUAGUCCUGGUCCUCAGAUGUUAGUCCUGGUCCUCAGAUGUUAGUCCUGGUCCUCAGAUGUUAGUCCUGGUCCUCAGAUGUUAGUCCUGGUCUUCAGAUGUUAGCUCUUGUCUUCGGAUGUUAGCUAUUUUCUUCAGAUGUAAGCUGUGGUCCUCAUAUGUUAGUCCUUGUCUUCAGAUGCUAGUCCUGGUCCUGAAAUGUUAGUCCUAGUCCUCAGAUGUAAAUCCUCGUCUUCAGAUGUUAGCUGUGGCCCUCAGAUGUUAGUUCUGGUCUAACUGAGCCAUAGUCUCAGGUUUAGCUAAGAUGGCGGAGCUCCACCAGUCUCCCGCCUCGCUCUGCUGCUGUCGCAAAUCCCCGCCAGUCUCCGGGUCUCGCUGUGUCGGGGACUCUGGCCGGCCUUCAGCAGCUCCGGGUCCAGGGUCCCCGCGCUGCCCCCUUGUGGAUGUGGCCUCCGCAUCAAACUUUGGCAGCUUCAAGUUGCGACACUUCCACCUGGACCUGAGGAUCAACUUUGCCGUGAAGGAGAUGAGCGGCUGGCUGGUCUUGGAUCUGAUUCCAGUCCAGCCCGGGGUCCAAAGCCUGGUUCUGGACACCCACCCGUCCCUCCUCAUUCACUCCAUUGACUGUAAGGUCCCUGGGGCCACUCAUGAUGACCCUGUGUCCCUGACGUACCGUGUCGACCCGUUCACAGACUAUGGCUCCUCGUUAAUCAUCAGCCUGCCCCCCGAGAGCCUUAAACAGGGCCGGGCGAUCCAGAUCACAGUCCGCUACACGACCACGGAUGGACCUGCGAUCUGGUGGUUGGACUCGGAGCUGACCUGUGGUCAGACUCGUCCCCUCGUCUUUACCCAGGGCCACUCGGUGUGUAAUCGCUCCUUGUUCCCGUGCUUUGACACGCCAGCUGUGAAGAGCACAUACACCGCUACAGUCAGGGUUCCUGACGGUGUGACGGUCCUGAUGAGUGCGUCUCGGAGCUCGUACUCCAAACAGGACCGGGUUUUCCAGUUCUCCAUGGAGUUCCCUGUGCCAUCCUACCUGGUGGCGUUGGUGGCGGGGGAGCUGCAACACGUAGACGUAGGCCCGCGGAGUCGUGUGUGGGCGGAGCCAUGUCUGCUGUCAUGUGCAGUGAAGAAGCUAGGGGGCAGUGUGGAGCGCUGGCUGGGUGUAGCUGAGGAGUUAUUCGGACCUUACCUUUGGGGCAGGUGUGACAUCGUGUUCCUCCCCCCUUCCUUCCCCAUCGUUGCCAUGGAGAACCCAUGUCUGACCUUCAUCAUCGCCUCCAUCUUAGAGAGUAGCGAGUUUCUGCUCAUCGAUGUCAUUCAUGAGAUCGCCCAUGGCUGGUUUGGCAACGCUGUGACCAAUGCCACCUGGGAGGAGAUGUGGCUGAGUGAAGGGCUCGCCACCUACGCCCAACGCCGGAUCACCACUGAGGCCUACGGUGAGGCAUUCACCUGCCUGGAAACUGCCGUUCGAUUGGAUGCCCUCCACAGACAGCUGCGUCUCCUUGGAGACAACAAUCCUGUGAGCAAACUGCAGGUCAAGUUUGAGCCAGGUGUGAACCCCAGCACUCUGAUGAACCUGUUCACCUAUGAGAAAGGGUUCUGUUUCGUCUCGUACCUGUCGCAGCUCUGUGGAGACGUCAGACGCUUCGACUGUUUCCUCAGGGAUUACAUUUCAGAGUUCAAGUUUAAGAGUGUGCUGGCUCAGGAUCUCAUAGACUACUUCCUGUGUUAUUUUCCUGAGCUGAAGGACGCCGCCGUCGCCCAGAGAGAAGGUCUGGAGUUUGAGCGCUGGCUGAGCGGUUGUGGUCCUCCUCUGUAUGAGCCUGAUCUGUCAGCAGGGGGCGCUCUGACGCAUCCUGUUCAGGAUCUGUGUGAGCUGUGGAGCAGUAGCGACCCUCCAGACCCUGAGAGCCUGACCACCUUCGACCUCUCGGCCUGGAGCACCUUCCAGAUCGUUCUGUUCCUGGACCGUAUGUUAGACCAUGCCCCCCUGCCCCAUGCUGUGAUGGUGUCUCUCUCCUCCUGUUACUCAUCUCUCUUCGAUGCUCUGAAUGCGGAGGUCCAGAUCCGUUGGCUUCAGAUGGUUGUGAGGAACAGCUUCUACCCCGACCUGCCCCGAGUCCGAGCUUUCCUCUAUAAACAUACAUCCAGGAUGUACACAGUGCCGCUCUAUGAUGACCUGGUUGCUGGGGUGAUGAAGUGUGUUGCUGUGGAGAUCUUCAACCAGACCCAGCGCCGCAUGCACCCAAACCUCAGACGGACGCUGCAACAGAUAGUCUUUCAGAACACCACCGCCCCGACCAAUCAGAACGUUCCUGCCCUGUCGGUCACAUCCCCUUCCCCUUCCCUCUCCCCACAGCCUGCUGCUACGGUAACUGCCUCCACUGCUGCGGGGACGACCACAGCCAUCGCUCUGCGGGACGUCAAUGUCUCUGCGUGACUUCCACCUGAUCUUUAGGCUAUGAUUGGCCAGUGGGUUAAGGUGAUGGGCUGAGCUCCAGCUGAACUACAGACAAUUAAAGUUAGAACACUGUGAAGUAAAUUCACCUCACAGACUUUCAAAGUAAAGGUCAAGGCUGCUGCUGAAUGAUGACUCAUCAUGUGACUCAUGUGACUCAUCAUGUGACUGAGUGUUUUUUAAGACGCCUGCUGAAGCUGCAGUCAGUUGAUCAAACUGCUGAGACGGCUCCUCUGAUUGGUCGCUAAAGUCACAAUGUUUAAAAAUGUUUCACUCCAACGUGACGAUGCCGCUGCGUCUGAGUCUAAACCUGCCGUCAUCACCUGCUUUAUGUUGAAGGCGUGAUUGCACCUGUUUUAUUUUGAAGGAGUGGUCCUGCCUUUUUUUAUUUAAGAGGUGUGGUCUCGCCUGUUUCAAUUUGAAGGUGUGGUCUCACCUGUUUUAUUUUGAAGAUGUGGUCUCACCUGCUUUAUUUUGAAGGCGUGAUUACACCUGUUUUAUUUUGAAGGUGUGGUCUCAUCUGUUUUAUUUUGAAGGUGUGGUCUCACCUGCUUUA
Messenger RNA from Cheilinus undulatus (humphead wrasse), 4678 nucleotides. It is a transcript of the gene rnpepl1, whose product is annotated as arginyl aminopeptidase like 1. Gene Ontology annotation, biological process: proteolysis. Gene Ontology annotation, molecular function: zinc ion binding; metalloaminopeptidase activity. Bases 1966 to 4104 code for a protein of 712 amino acids. NCBI's taxonomy places the organism in Eukaryota, Metazoa, Chordata, Actinopteri, Labriformes, Labridae. The transcript has 11 exons. The record is from RefSeq and is a predicted model, not a curated record.